AUGUACGCGGUGAACCUCUGCGGCCUUCCUACAGUAAUUGCUCACGCUGCUCACUCUGCGAGCGACAUUCUUUGUCUUGUUCCUGUAGCGCCUGUUGUGGUUGACCUGAAUUCACACCAUGAGCUCCGGGACGGUCACUCACCAUCCACGACGACAGGUGAGGGUCUCGCCACCACCCCAAGCGGCAUGGAGAUUGAGCUGUCCGACGACACGGCACAGGCAACUCGGAUCAGCGGCGUCUCGUUUCCAAAUGUGAAUGCGCAACGCGUGCUGCAUGUCUUCCACUGUACUUCCACCCGUUUACAUAGACUCGGACCACCAUCUGCCAUCCCACACUGCAGGGACGGAGGACGGCAUCCCACGACAGGCAGGCAUGCUGCCACGACGGAAACAUGUCGCAUUUGUCCUGCGUGA
Trypanosoma cruzi is the source of this 414-nucleotide messenger RNA. RefSeq lists its product as uncharacterized. The transcript has a single exon. Lineage: Eukaryota; Euglenozoa; Kinetoplastea; Trypanosomatida; Trypanosomatidae. Bases 1 to 414 code for a protein of 137 amino acids. The record is from RefSeq and is a predicted model, not a curated record.